AUGGCAACUGCAGCAUUAAGAUCUGGUAUACUUUCUGAUUUUACUGGAAAGUCAUCAAGAAUAACUUUAUAUGUUUCUAAACCAUUAAAAUCACAUCAAACAUUAGAAGAAAUUAAUAAAUAUCAAAAAAAAAGAAAUACACUUGUUUAUGGAAGAGGAUAUGCUAGAAAAAUUUCAAUUGCUUUAGAUGCUAAAAAAAAAUUUCUCCUUCGUCAAUAUUAUAGAAGAAAAAAACUUUUAUUAUGUUGGUUAGGACUUAUAACAGGAAUUUUAGGAUUAUUUUUAACUAUUGUAGAUGUUGAAAUUUCUGCAUAUCAAGGAUAUCUUAAAGAUGUCUCAUGGUGGUUACGUGUUAUUAUUAUUAUUUCAACAAUACUUUUAGACUCACUUAUUUUAUUUUAUCAUUAUUAUGAAGCUAAGUUAAUUGCAUUAGAAGCUAUGAAUGAUAGUUGGCAUGUUGGAUGUACAAAAGAACAUGUAAUUAAAAUUAUUCUUGAAUUAUUAGUUUGUUCUAUAUGCCCACCAACCUAUGAUUAUUUAUUUAGAUGGCCAAAUUUAAAUCCUGAAACUAAUGUUAUUAUACCAUCAUUUGAUAUUCCACUUAAUGUUUUAAUAUCAUUUCCAAUGUUUUUUCGUCUAUAUCUUUUGGCAAGGUAUCUUGUUUAUAAGGCAAAAAUAUAUACUAAAUCAUCAACGAGAACAGUAGCAGUUCUUGGACAAGUUUCUGUUAAUUUUUCUUUUGUUGUCAAAAGUGCUCUUUUUACAGAACCUUUAAAAGUUAUCUCAUUUAGUAUUUUAUUAUUUUGGAUUUCUGCUGCAUGGAUGUUAACACAAUGUGAAAGAUAUGCAGGUGAAAAUAAUAUUAAAGCUAUUUUUACAUAUUGUAAUUUUAUUUGGUUUGAAAUUGUGACAUUUUUUUCUAUUGGAUAUGGUGAUAUACAAGUGAAGACAUAUUGUGGAAGAGCUAUAGCUAUAUCUACAGGAAUUGUUGGAGCUGUUAUGUCUUCUUUAAUGACAGUUGUUAUGGGAAGGUGCUUAUUAUUAACAUUAGCAGAAAAAAGAGUUAAUCAGGUUGUCUCUGAAUCACAACUUCAAAUACAAUAUAAAAAUACUGCUGCAAAGGUACUUCAAAGUAUUUGGAGAAUUACAAGAUGUAGAAUAAGAUUAAGAAAAUAUUAUGAAGAAAAUGUAACAUGUUCUGGAUAUGAAAAAAAAAUAACAUUUCUUUUAAGAAUGGAACAAAGAAAAUUACUAGCUGCUAUCAUUGAAUUUAGAAAAUUAAGAUGGAGAAUAAGAAAAAAAGUUGAGAAUAUUGAUGAAUUAAUUGUUUAUAAUAAAUCAUUUAAUGAAACAAGAGAAAAAGUGCAAACAUUUAGGAAUCGUCAAAAUGAAUUAAAUAGAAAUUUAUUGCAACUUUUUGCUAAAGUUGAAGAUUUAUCUAAUCUGUUAUUAAAUAACUAUUAG
Molecule: messenger RNA, 1464 nt
Organism: Strongyloides ratti
Lineage: Eukaryota; Metazoa; Nematoda; Chromadorea; Rhabditida; Strongyloididae
Product: Calmodulin-binding domain and Two pore domain potassium channel domain and Potassium channel, calcium-activated, SK family-containing protein
Exons: 4
Coding region: 1-1464 (487 amino acids)
Biological process (GO): potassium ion transmembrane transport
Cellular component (GO): neuronal cell body; neuron projection; plasma membrane
Molecular function (GO): calmodulin binding; small conductance calcium-activated potassium channel activity
Source: RefSeq, a predicted model, not a curated record